AUGGCCAGCAAACUGGUCACUAAAAAACGACCAGUGGUGAAAAAGUUAGUAGAGCUAGGCUACUCCUUGGACGGCGGUGGCGGCAGCCGAUUGACCAGUGGAAUCAGCGGCGUGGUAGCACUGAGACGCUCUCGCCGGACGCGUGUGGGUCGCCGACGUAGGUCGAAGAGGCGUAGUCGGUCGCGGUCCGGUCGCAGACGUGGAAGGAGACGUAGUGGUACCGACGAAGACGACAUGACCACAGACGCAGAGGAAAACGAAGAUGACGACGACGAAUCGUCAACGGUUGACGCGACAUCCCGGAGGAGGAGAAGGAGUAGAAGGGGCAGCCGACGGCGUCAGAUAAGUGGCGGCGACCAUGAUGACGAUGAUUACACUACCGACGAUGCAGAGACCACCGACGACACUUCGUCGAAUAGCGGCGGUGGCGUCCUCGCGAUGGCGGCCAGUGGCUGUCCAAGUCCUUGUCCUCGUCGCCGGAAGAGGAGAAGAAGGAGGCGGUCGACGGGAUGCAGGAGGAGGAGGAGGCGGUCGACUGGUUGCAAGAAGAGGAGGAAGAGGAGAAGAAGUAGCUGCUGUGUCUUUGCGCUUGGCGGGUCCACCGUCGGCGAAACGUCGAACGACUUGGCAGAGGUGAGUGGAACAGGCCACAUGCGGAUGACGCGGAGCACUCAUCCAGAUACCGUCGCCAGCACUAGUCGGGAUACCAGAAAAACACGAUCGGUGUCUCGUUUGGGCUCCGUCUAA
Macrosiphum euphorbiae (potato aphid) is the source of this 747-nucleotide messenger RNA. The record is from the annotation of a GenBank genome assembly. Lineage: Eukaryota; Metazoa; Arthropoda; Insecta; Hemiptera; Aphididae.